UACUAGUUUAAAACCAACAUAUCCAAACAAACGAUGGCUUCUUCCUCCACCCAUGUCUAUCUUUUAAGCUCGGUUUUCUUGAUGAUCUUCUUUCAACUAUCCUCACACCAGCAACUAUGUCGUAAGGACGAGUAUCUUGCUCUAAUGCAAUUCAAAGACAGCUUUGUCAUUGAAAGGCAAGCAUCUACUUGUCCUAAAGUGGAUCUCUGGAAAUCUCAAGGGGUUGAUUGUUGCUCAUGGGAGGGCAUAUGGUGUGACCAGAACACUUCUCAUGUCAUAGGCCUUGAUCUCAGUAGUUCUUGUCUUUUUGGUUCUAUCAAUUCCAGCAGUAGCCUCUUUCGCCUUGGACACCUUCAAUACCUCAACCUUGCACUCAACAACUUCAAUUUCUCAAAGAUACCAUCUGCAAUGGGCAAUCUUUCCAGGUUAACUUAUCUCAACCUCUCUGGUUCUUUCUUUUCUAGUCAAAUUCCACUUGAAAUUUCAAAACUCUCCAAUUUAGCUAAGCUUGACCUUUCUUUCAAUCUUGAUUAUUCACAUCAAGGAUUGUUGGAACUCAAAAGGCCUGAUUUGAACAACCUAGCUCAAAACUUAACCAAGCUAGAAUGGCUUGACCUCUCUUUUGUUGGUAUAAAUUCUCCAAUACCUAAGGCCCUGGCUAAUAUGUCAUCAUUGACAUAUCUCCAUUUUGGUCAAUGUGGACUAUUUGGAAAGUUUCCCACAAACAUUUUUCAACUACCUAAACUUCGAGUCCUUGAUUUGGAUAACAAUUGGCAACUUAGUGGUAGUUUUCCUGAAUUUCACUCUCACAAUCAACUUAGGGUACUUGAUGUUAGAAACACAACCUUUUUUGGUGAGUUACCUGUCUCAAUAGGAAUGCUUAGCUCUUUGGAAUAUUUAGAUGUUAGUAGUUGUAACUUCUCAGGUUUGGUACCACCUUCAAUUGGUAAUCUCACCAAACUCCAUGUAUUGAACCUCCCAAAUAAUUCUUUUAGGGGAGAAAAUGCUCCUUUCUUCUCAAACCUCACUCAACUAAUUCAAAUAAAUCUUAAAUUAAAUCAAUUCACUUUUAGUGAGGUCCCUUUUUCUUUGGCUAGCUUGACCCAUCUCAUCAAGAUAGACCUUUCUUUUAAUCAUAUUACUGGCCAUUUUCCAUCUUGGAUUACAAACCUAACAGAUUUAAGACAAUUGGGUCUCGGGUCUAAUAAGUUACAGGGAUCUCUUCCAAGCUCAAUUUCCAGACUUAAGAACCUUGAAACACUCUUUGUUUACUUCAAUAACUUAAGUGGUAUUGUUGAGUUUGACACAUUUCUUGAACUCAAAUCCCUUAAAUCAUUGGAAUUAGGCUUUAAUAAUUUCUCAUUAGUAAUCAAAACUCCCACCAAUAGAACAAUUCCAAAGUUUAAAUUACUUGGUCUUGCCUCUUGUAAUCUAAGAGAGUUUCCAGACUUUUUGCGUAACCAAAGUGAAUUGAAUAUCCUCAGCCUCGGCUCCAACAACAUCCAUGGCCAGAUACCUAGUUGGAUAUUGAAUAUGAGUGCAAAUUUGUGGGCUUUAGAGCUUUCUCACAACAAUUUCACAAGUUUUGAAGAAUCCUUUCUUGUUUUUCCUUGUCCUAGUCUUUUAUAUCUAGACCUUAGUUUUAACUUUCUCAAAGGUUCUCUACCAAUCCCACCGCUCUCCAUCCUUUUCUACUUAGUUUCUGGGAAUAUGUUCACUGGAGAAAUUCCACAUCAAUUCUGCAACAUGACUUCUCUUCAAGUGCUGGAUUUGUCUCACAAUAAUUUGAGCGGAAUGAUGCUGCAAUGUUUUGGCAACCUCAGCUCCAUGUUGGUUUUAAACUUGGAAGGAAACAACCUCCAUGGUCUUAUUCCUGAAACAUGGGAAACUGGAAACAAACUCGAAGCAAUUAAAAUGGGACAAAAUAAUUUGCAUGGGAGGUUCUAUGGCACAAUUUCAAUCGAAGUACCAGAGACAAAUUUCUUGUUUCCUAAGCUCCGCAUCAUUGACCUCUCAAACAACAGAUUUGUUGGCACUUUGCCAAUAGACUUCUUUGCAAGAUGGAAUGCCAUGGCUAAUCUUGAUGGGGAGAAUGCAAUAUAUUUGCAAGCAUAUAAGCGCUAUUUAAUGGUGAACCUUCUCGUCGUUCCUUUUCAAUUUCCUUACUCAAUGACAAUAACAAACAAAGGAGAGAAAAUGGAAUAUGCAAAGAUCUUGGAGGUUUUUAGUGCCGUGGAUCUUUCUUGCAACAAAUUUGAUGGAGAGAUUCUAGAAGUAGUUGGGAACUUAAAGGGACUUCAAUUGCUCAAUCUUUCCAACAACAUCCUUGUUGGUCCAAUCCCAACAGCCUUGGGAUAUCUCACAAAUCUUGAAGCACUUGACCUUUCUCAAAACAAACUUACUGGAAGAAUUCCUACACAACUAACACGGCUCAAUUUUCUUGCAGUCUUCAAUGUGUCUCACAACCAUUUGACAGGUUCUAUCCCAAAAGGCAAACAGUUUGAUACAUUUGAAAAUAGCUCUUUUGGUGGAAAUUUAGGAUUGUGUGGAAUGCCACUGUCAAGGCAAUGUAACUACUAUAACUCUGAGGAUUUGCCUCCACCGUCUCCAACCUCCAAAGGAAAUGAAGUCUCUGGAUUGUUAGCUGAAUUUAGUUGGAAAUUGGUGUUGCUGGGUUAUGGAUGUGGAUUCCUCAUUGGUGUGGUUAUUGGAAACAUUGUUUUUACAAGAAAACGUGAAUGGUUUUUGAAGACAUUCCGAAACAGGCAUCCAUGAAGGCAAAGGAAGGGGGGGUAAAAGAUUGAAUAGGAGCAAGGAGUGAAGAUGAUAUCACUUCAUUGUUUAUGCUUUUUUCCCUUCUUUUAUUUGUUUUGUGAUUACAAGUCAAGUUCAGUGCAAGUCUAAUGUAUGGUAUGGAGUGGAAUUUCAAUCUUCAUGAAUAAGUACUUACUGCUACUUUAGCAGCUGAUAGUGAAUAUUAAUAAUUUUCUUUUAGUAAAUUCUUUGCUUUCCA
This is a messenger RNA of Rubroshorea leprosula, 3013 nucleotides long. The record is from the annotation of a GenBank genome assembly. NCBI's taxonomy places the organism in Eukaryota, Viridiplantae, Streptophyta, Magnoliopsida, Malvales, Dipterocarpaceae.